AUCUGACCUACUAUGUUUGGUUAACCUGUCGUGCCUCUUCCACAGAAUCGCUUGCUGUGCAUUGAAAAAAAAUAUCGUCUGAUCGAUGCAGAUUUUUUUUUUUUUUAACAAAAAAAGAAAAAAAGAUAACUGCACGCUAAGCCUAACAUGGAUGCAGUUUUCUCAUUCUCAGCCAAUUCGUUUCUAUUAUUGAUUCACUGUAGACUCCUAACGCAUUCUAACGCGUAAUGGGGAUGAUGUCCAAAAUGACACUGGACAGCACUGAGUGCUCUAGACUUCACAAUCGGUGUGAGAUGCACGAAAAAGAAGCUUGCCAAGAUGAUGAAAGUUGUAUUGAUGUGUCAUGCCCCCGACAAGCUUUCAUAUUGAUGUCUUUUUCCACUUUAGGAUACGAUGGAGCUCUUGGAGGAGGACCUCACAUGCCCAAUAUGCUGCUGUCUUUUCGAGGACCCGCGCGUUCUGCCGUGCUCUCACAGCUUCUGCAAGAAAUGUCUAGAGGGCAUCCUGGACGGUAACCGGAGCCCUACUUGGAGACCACCGUUCAAAUGUCCGACGUGUCGAAAGGAGACCGUGCACAACGGCAUCGCGAGUUUGCAGGUCAAUUACUCCCUACGUGGCAUCGUGGAGAAGUAUAACAGGAUUCGAGUGAUGCCGAGGAUGUCUCUCUGCCGAGUUCACAGCGGACAGCCGCUCAACAUCUUCUGCGCCACGGAUCUGAAGCUCAUCUGUGGCUUUUGCGCCACGACGGGUGAUCACAAAGGACACAAGUUUUGCGCGCUGGAGGAGGCGUACGAGCGCGAGAAGCUCGCGUUUGAGGAGUUGUUUCGUGUCGUGGAAAGCUGGAGGGGCGCGGAGGUGCAUUCGUGCCUGGAAUCGUUAGAGGGAGCGAAGAAGAAAGCGCUGGAGAGGGUCUCUCGGGACGCGGAUCGCGUCUCAGAGUACUUUGACAAACUUUUGCGCACGCUGGAGCACAAACGGAGCGAGAUCCUCUCGGACUUGGAGACUUUGAAGCUCGCGGUGAUGCAGACCUUUGACCCCGAGAUCAACCAGCUCCGCUCGGCGCUCGAAGAGCAGCAGCGCGCACUCAGCAUCGCCGAGUCGUUCCGUUCCCUCUCCGAUCCGCUCACUUUCCUCCAGCAGAUGCAGGACUUCAGGGAAAGGCUGCGCGUCAUUCGGGAAACACCGUUGCCAUCGCGGACUGACGUGGACGUGGGUCUGCUUGGCCUGCAGAGCUUCGAUGUGAAAGAAUGGGACCGGGUGCGUCUUGGAGAGGUGGACAAGCUGUGCGCCCCCUACGAGAGCAGCACCUACCUGGCUUCGCUGCCCCCUGCCGCCGCUCCGCGCUUCUCCCGUGUGCUGUGGAGAGUUGUUCUGGUUGUAUGUGCGUGUCUCCCCGCGCUGAACUUUCUCCCGUCGGACUGUCUCGCUUUGAGCUUCCAGGAUAAGGUGGUCGCACUCAGCGGCUUUUCUCUGCCCGCUCCCGGAGAGAUUGUGCGAUGGCUUGGGGUCUGCUGGAAAGAAGCGGAAGCGAUCUGCACGCUACUAAUCGAGCUGUGUCGGAACUGUAUCUUGGACCUGAUAAACACAACAUCAGAUUUCAUCAGCUGAUUUUAUAACUCCCUUCAUUAGCAGGGCUUGAGGCAUUCCAGGACUCCAUCUGAAACACAGAAGAGAGGAGGACGCUUGAGUGAGAACAUACACACAGCAGCUGGACGUGAUGAUCAGUUUGCAGUAAAAUACUUCAGUGUCUACUACUGUGUUUGCCUGCAAACCAUUUGCAUCCAACAGAAAAAACAGUGCCAUUUCUACAUUUGUGUGCAGGACCUGUUAAUGUGCAAUUGAGUUUAUAUUUAAAAAUGUUUGCAUGCUUAUAAUGCACAAUUCUAAAUAUAUUUUAUUGAUGCAUCAUUAAAAAAGUUAAAUGUAUACUUGUUACUACUUACUAUUGCACACUGUUUCAUAGAAUAUUUUGCACUUCAGUAAAAAGGCAUCUAUAAGUCAAAAAAACUAAUGUUGUGUGAUAAUUAUGCAUAUUUAAAAGAUCCAUCACUCCCAGUGGGUCCUAUACUGUUUUGGCAUAUUUACUUUUUAUUGUAUCUUACAACAGGACACAAGAGAAGACUAAAAAUGAGGCAUUACAAGAGUUAUAAAUAGUAAUCAAAAUUUUAUUUUUACAUCAUCAUCCCCAGUGGUUCAUUAUUCUCUAUUCUUAUUUUCUACAGGCUUGGAAUUUCUGCAGACACACUUCUGAGCUACUUUCAACCUGUCUUCUGGCAAAAAUAAUGAUAUUAAAGAAAACAACAGUCUAGUGCUACUGCCUUUUAGACCAGCCUGGAUUUAACCUCCAAGAUGGUGAUUCAGCACUGACAACAUCCAGCCUCGUAGUCAUCUUUAACAGCAGUAACAGACCUGCCACCAGCUUCCCAAAGUGCCGUCCCACAGCUGAAGACAUUUCUUAUACCCACACUAUGCUAAAUAAGAUAUCUAUUUUUUCUAAAUCAACCACUGUGCUCUGUGUCUCAUGUACAGUUAUGAUGUGAGACAUCAACAUAUAAUAACCUAGUAGUGAUAGUAUUAUUAUAUUUAUAUAGAUUGGCAAACACACAUCUCAAUACCCAUUUACUUUGACACACCAGCUUGGUCAAGAUUUUAAAUUUUGUUGUGUCUUAAAAUAAAAUUUAAUUAUGUUAAUUUAUAUUCUGCUUUAUAGCCCAUAAUUAUAGCCUGCUUUUUAGAAUAUAGUGAAGCUGCAGAAAGGUGAGAUCUGCAGUGUGUAUUAAAAUAAUGCAUUUUUACAGCAAACAACACCAGUUGUGAUGAACCCAUUACAUAAUUUUCUUGAAAUGUAACAGAUUGUAUUUUUAGGAGUAUUUUAAAAUAUAUUAAUUACAAAAUAUUAGUUAAAGACAAGUUUCAUGCAUCUGUUUGUUAGGAUCAUUAAGGUGUAACACCAACACCAAGGUUACGACCUGACUAACAUAACUAUUAAUUUGGGUCAAUGAUGCAACACGGAUUCACGGCCAAGAAACAAUCCAUUGUUACAAUGCUACAAUAUUUACAUAGAGUUUAGCUCCUGAUAAAGUCACUGACAGUGAAAUAUUUUUCUCUUGUUAAAAAAAAAAAAAAAAAAAACCUAGGUAGGACAUUUUGGCAGCAAAUAAGAACAGAUGAAUUUUCCAAAAAUUAGCCAGUUAGUUGUCACCCCAACGAACCCUAAUGCCUAAUUGUGAUCGACAAGAUUGACACAAAGACAAUUAGAGUAGUUUUAAGAGCCCAAGGCCUGCACUUGAUAAUGACAACAAACUUGUAAUUGCUUCUAAACAAGAGUUGGCAUCUAAAAUAUUUUUUUUCUUCCAGCAUUUACUUGAGCUAACACACCUCAAAGGCAAGAAAUACAAAUAAAACCACUACAGACACUACAGUGAAUUUGCUCUUUCACAGAAGCUAGAGCCAAACCACCACUGCCUGAAAAAAAGGGACUCAGUCUCAAGAUGUGUGUAGUGCAAAUGGAAGUACAAUUAAAUUUUUUAAAAAUGUGUUUUACACUUCACUUGUGCAAACAAGCACUGUGUCGAUCUAAAACGGACAUCUCGUUGCUUGAAGGGGAUUUUAAAGCCUUAAUACCAUGAUGGCUUGCCAGAUGUCAAAUGCUGAUAGUGUCAUUUACUGUGCAUAUAGCACCUGAACAGUCUAGUUGCUGUAAAUUUGUGUUUUAGCUCCUCUCUUGAAACAAUUAACUCAACAUAAAUAAAUUGCAUAGAGAUGCUAUUACCUUAAAUUGUUUUUGAGUUUCUGAUGUCACAACCAGGCAAAUUCUGUAAAAAAAGAAGAAAGAGAAACAUCACAUUAACAGCUGCAGUUUUGCCCAUGUAAGCAGCACAUCAUUUAAAACAGUUUUAAUAAAAUAAUACUAAAUUACACCUAUAUUUUGAAAA
This is a messenger RNA of Labeo rohita (rohu), 3935 nucleotides long. RefSeq names its product tripartite motif containing 13 (gene trim13). Gene Ontology annotation, molecular function: zinc ion binding. Gene Ontology annotation, biological process: positive regulation of macroautophagy; positive regulation of canonical NF-kappaB signal transduction; innate immune response. The transcript is spliced from 2 exons. The record is from RefSeq and is a predicted model, not a curated record. Lineage: Eukaryota; Metazoa; Chordata; Actinopteri; Cypriniformes; Cyprinidae. The coding region runs from base 394 to 1608 and encodes 404 amino acids.